AUGACACCGGUGUCCACGACAGGCAGUUACGUUAUACCACAUCACGCCGUGUAUCGCCCUUCUGAAAUCAAUCCGAAGAUCCUAGUYGUGUUCGAUGCGUCGGCUAAAAGCCACACUGGUCUCUCACUGAAUCAAUGUUUACUUCAAGGGCCUAAGCUUCAGCGAGAAGUUGUCGKUGUCUUGUUGUUAUUUCGUCUGUAUCGUCAUGCCUUCACAGCAGAUAUAUGUAAAAUGUAUCGACAGAUCUUAAUCACCCCAGAACACCGGCAUUAUCAGCAUAUCCUUUGGAGAGAGUCCCCAGGCGACUCGAUACAAGAGUUUGAGCUUAAUACGGUGACUUACGGACUCAGUUGUGCACCUUACUUGGCAUUACGAGUCCUCCAACAUAUAGCAGAGAAUGACUGUUCGGACUACCCGUCAGUCAAGCAAAUAUUAAAUUAUCACAUUUAUGUUGACUACAUAUGCUUUGGAGCAGAUUCAAUUGAAGAAGCCAUCAAWGUGCAAAGGGACUUUAUCUCUGUACUCCAUCGACCCGGGCUUGACUUGAAAAAAUGGUCGAGUAAUACCGCUGAAAUAUUGGAAGUUGUGCCUCAGGAAGAUCUUAUGUGUUACCCCUUGUCUUUUGACGACGGAGGAAUUGAUGGUGUAAAGGUGCUUGGCCUGCGCUGGAGUCAGCGUGAUGAUUCCUUCCACUACGUGUUCCAAUCAGAAGUUCUCGUGACUACGAAGAGGGGCAUGUUAUCAUUCAUCGCAMGCGUUCUCGAUCCCCUCGGGCUGUUGUUUCUAGUCAUUUUUCUGACGAAGCAAUUGAUGUAG
Diuraphis noxia (Russian wheat aphid) is the source of this 816-nucleotide messenger RNA. RefSeq lists its product as uncharacterized. NCBI's taxonomy places the organism in Eukaryota, Metazoa, Arthropoda, Insecta, Hemiptera, Aphididae. The record is from RefSeq and is a predicted model, not a curated record.